Molecule: messenger RNA, 1233 nt
Organism: Clunio marinus
Lineage: Eukaryota; Metazoa; Arthropoda; Insecta; Diptera; Chironomidae
Source: the annotation of a GenBank genome assembly
AAAAUUAAAUUCAACCUUUUAUUAUAAUUUGUGAACACUGGGAAAGUGAAUAAAUAUUGCAAUUCUAUUUAAUUCGAUAUUUUGCCGAUUAUUAAAUUUUUUUUCAACAAUGCUAAAACCGCCCAGCUGACAAAGAAGUCUGAGAUUAACGUGACAACAUCAUAAGCAAAUCUAAAGCUUACGUGACAUCACUGGGAUUAUUUUGUUUCAACUCAUGUUAAAGACAAGUUUCUGAUAUUUUUAAGAUUUCCAAGAAAGUAUCAGUUGAUUUCACUUAAAAAUGACAGAAACCUCAAGUAAAGAUGUAAAUAGUUCUAAGAUUAGUGAAGAAAAUAAUAAAAAAAUAAAUAAUAAAGAUAUAAAAGAAACUGAAAAGAAAUGGGGCUAUGACCUUUACCCAGAACGUAAGGGAGAACCACUCAAAAGAAGCUGGAGGAACAUUUUACUUGGAAGAGAAGGACAAGAGCCGAUUGAAAAAUAUAAAUGUGAACAGAAUGUUUACAAAUGUGUCUUAAACUCGCCUCUCAUCAAGUUGAUGAUGGGUGCAUUGAAAUCUAGUGGUUGUCCAGUUGAUAUUCGUCGUCAUAUUUCAUGUGAAGUGUGCGAUAAAUCUGUAACUGGUGGCUAUGAUCCCGUCUUAAAUCAAAUCGUUGUUUGCCAAAAUAUGGCAAAAACUGAAGGAUUCGUGCAAGGAGUUCUGGCUCAUGAAUUUGUUCACAUGUUUGAUUUUUGUCGAAACGAUUUAGACUUUAGAAACAUUGAUCAUUUAGCAUGCACUGAAAUAAGAGCUGCUAACUUAACUCACUGUUCAUUCAUGUCAGCAAUAAUGCAAGGAGACGCUUCUCCACUUAACAUCAAAGCCACUCAUCAAUAUUGCGUGAAAUCGAAAGCUCUUGCAUCAGUGCUAGCAGUUCGAGAUGUAACACUAAAUGAAGCAAUCGAAGCUGUUGAAAGAGUCUUCCCCAAAUGCUACAAUGAUUUAGAACCAGUUGGUAGACGUUUGAGAAGAAAUUCCACUGACAUUUAUAAAGCUUAUCAUGAAGGUUUUUUGUAUGGAUACGACAUUUAUUAACGGUUACUUAUAGCCAAAAAUAUUUAGUUGAAUAUUUUAGAGGUAGUCCCGAUGAUUCCGCUGAAGCAGGAAACUGAACGAGCAACAAAUUAAAUUAACAUUUCGUGUAUACAUUUUUUCAAGAAAUAAAAUGAAAAAUUAGUAAAGUUCUGAACAUACAU